Molecule: messenger RNA, 1234 nt
Organism: Musa acuminata subsp. malaccensis (wild Malaysian banana)
Lineage: Eukaryota; Viridiplantae; Streptophyta; Magnoliopsida; Zingiberales; Musaceae
Source: RefSeq, a predicted model, not a curated record
AUGGGCGCCAUCGGCGCUGUGAGGCGAGUGAGCGGCGGGCGUCACGGACUGGCGGAGAGGUCAGCACGGAGGCUCUGCCUCGGGAAGCGUGUAACGGGAGGGCAGUAUCGUUAUUUUGGAGGGCGGGUGGGGACUGCGGAGGGAAGAAGGGCCAGGAAAAGCUGCGAGCCUGCGACAGUUGUCGGAAGCCGCGCCGGGGGAGAGGAGGUUGAGUGGCCGCCGCGAGGGUUCUGCUACGCCUCCUCCAGGAGCAGCCCGAUUCUCGAAGCCCAAGUUCAGCGAGUCCUUCUACGGUUGGACUCCCGAGGAGCCGCAGCUCCAGAGCACGAGAUCCACCUCGAAGAGUGCGGGAACAAUAACCACGUCGACCCCUCCCCCACCUUCCGCCGCUCCUGCCGCGAUGGCAUCUGCGGCUCCUGCGUCAUGAACAUCGACGGCGACAACGGCCUUGUCUCCUUCACCGAGAUCCCGUCCUUCUGCCGCGUAACAUAUAUGGCCAGUAGCCCAGUCCAAGAGCGUGGAGUCGUGGUUCAAGAUAGCACGAAGGAUCGGGCGAAGCUGGACGGGAUGUGCGAGUCUAUCCUCUGCGCCUGCUGCAGCACCUCCUAUCCCAGCUAUUCGUGGAAUCCUGAAACCUAUCGCGGGCCCGCGGCCCUCCUCCAUUCCAACAGGUCUAAAGUCAUAAGCAGCAUUAGUGUGAACUCUACAUUUGCACUGGGCCAAAAAGAAGGAUCUUGUUGCAAGGAAUUCCUUCAGGCAUCCAGCUCGAAAGAGGAAAGUUAACUAGCUUAUGAUUUUAGUGUAGGAUAUGUAGGUUUUGGGAUCUUAUUGUUUGCAUCUGCAGAGCUGUAGACUAGACAGUACCUUCAUGAAAAGCUUUGGUAGAAGUAUUGGGUUUUCCAUCUUAGCGGAUCAUAUGGUACCCGUGAUACAUUGCUUUAAUCGACGAUUGCAGCAUUUAAACUCAAAGAGACUAGGUUGAUUGCUUCUUUGCCAGCUCUUGAUUGUAAGAAAUCCGAUAUAUCUGCUUUUUGAGUUCCAUCCUCCACAUCUAUGGUUUGUUAUUUUGUUGGUCCUUGUUCCAAUUAAAAGCUGAAUUUUCUGGUGGAAGAAGUGGCAUAUAAGUGACUGGGUUGGAUUGUAUUCAUUAAAUUAAUGGAGUUAACCUAGAAAUCUUGUUCCAUAAAUUGUUCUGGAUAUGAUUUGCUGUAUAAAUGUUUGUGCACCAUUGUAU